This is a messenger RNA of Protopolystoma xenopodis, 390 nucleotides long. Lineage: Eukaryota; Metazoa; Platyhelminthes; Monogenea; Polystomatidea; Polystomatidae. The record is from the annotation of a GenBank genome assembly.
CUGCAACCAUACCAGAGGCCACAACAUCUUGUUCUUCAUAUCUUCAUAAUUCUCCUUACUUUCUCUUUUUCUUACUAUGCAAUAUCUGCCUUUUUUCAGGACACCGCUGCCCGCCUCCGGAGAUUACGGAAACUUCGCCACUCUGCCAACUCAGAAGCGGAUGGUGGAAGUGGAAGUCGGGUGGUGCUAGAAGGCAUGCGUCGGGUUGCCAGAGAGAAGGAGCGCCUUCUACGGCAGAAGCAAGAAGCCGCAGACGAGGAGGAGCGACAGACAAAUGCAAAGCGCUGGCAGGAUUGUCUGGCCAAGCCACUUCUCGAUUACAGCCGCAUAUUUGAUGAGGUGCUUAUUAUCAACGCUUUCGUAUUCUUGUUUGUUGCAAGGAUAUGUUAA